AUGUCUGCUAAAGUUUCACAAGCUUGCAAACGGAUUAGCUUAAGAGAAAAAUUCGCAUAUGCCUGUCUACAAUGUUUAUUUGAUUUAUGUUCUGAACAAAAUGAAGAAGACGAAGGUGAUAUAGGACAUCGUAUUGCACAAGUUGUUGCACCAAUACUUUUAGAACGAUGUGCAUCGGUAAUAAGAAACUAUACAGCUGAUCAACCAUUGCAUGGAAAAUAUCCGUUUCCAAGCCUUUCUUCCAGGGUACAAAAUGAUGAAAUCUUAUUAAUCUUGCAACAAUUGAUUAAAUUACGAUUUCGUUCAAAUGUAUUAAACUUUGAAGAUGGAAAAUCUACAAAAAGUCUAUUGAAAAAAGAAAUUUUAUCAGGAUCAAAUGCACAUUUAUUUUAUUUAUAUCCGGUUAUUUGUGAAGCUAUUUCGAUUCCUGAUGAAAAGAUAACUGCUUUAUUAAAAGAAUGUUUAAAGAAAGUUGGUAAUGAAUUAGGAAUAUGUUAG
Entrophospora sp. SA101 is the source of this 498-nucleotide messenger RNA. The record is from the annotation of a GenBank genome assembly. Lineage: Eukaryota; Fungi; Glomeromycota; Glomeromycetes; Entrophosporales; Entrophosporaceae.